Messenger RNA from Cyprinus carpio (common carp), 719 nucleotides. RefSeq lists its product as uncharacterized. The record is from RefSeq and is a predicted model, not a curated record. The coding region runs from base 72 to 719 and encodes 215 amino acids. Lineage: Eukaryota; Metazoa; Chordata; Actinopteri; Cypriniformes; Cyprinidae. The transcript has 6 exons. Gene Ontology annotation, molecular function: protein binding.
AAUCAGGACACUAUAAAAAGAGCAUGAGGGUCUGUGAGGAUGACAGAGCAAGAGCUGAACAUCAGUGAAGAAUGAAGGGUUUGUUAUGUACACUGCUGCUGCUGGAAACCUUUGUGUUUGUGGUACAGCAGCAGGUAGAUGGAGGACUCUCUGAGAAUGAGAUCAGUCAACAGCUCAGCACUGAGGACAGAAGACAGAAUCCAGCUCAGACAGACCCUCGGAGAGAUGAAACUGACAGCCAACAAUACUGCCAUCUGAGCUUCCCUGACAUCCACGCAGCACUGAGAGAACUGACCGCCACUGUCACAGAGCAGAAAGCCAACAUCAGAGCCUUAGAGACGCAACUGAAGGAGCAACAGAUGUUUAUCCUGGAAGAGCUGAACAAGAAAAAUGAUGCCUUAGAGGCACGACUGAGGGACUCAGAGAAAACUGCAGAACAACAGACGGUCAUCCUGGAAGACCUGAACAAGAAAACUGAUGAAACUUCUAAUCUUACCGAGAGACAAGUGGAGGAGCUGAGAAAGGAAAACAGAGACAGAGAGAUAGCUUUUUCAGCUGCAUUGGUGGAACCUGGCAGUGGAAAUAUCGGUCCUUUCAACCACAAAUACACUCUAACCUACAGGAACGUCUUCACAAACAUCGGGAACGCCUACAACCCAAUUACAGGUAUUUUCACUGCCCCACUGAAAGGACAUUACAAGCUCAACUACCCUAUCUAA